Molecule: messenger RNA, 2875 nt
Organism: Diabrotica virgifera virgifera (western corn rootworm)
Lineage: Eukaryota; Metazoa; Arthropoda; Insecta; Coleoptera; Chrysomelidae
Exons: 14
Coding region: 16-2841 (941 amino acids)
Biological process (GO): lipid metabolic process
Source: RefSeq, a predicted model, not a curated record
GAUAUUUUAGUUGAAAUGUUUAAAUUAAAGGUAGUAAUUUUAUUUUUGGCUAUAUCCAAUGUUUUUUGUAGAAGCCCUAUCCUUGAUGCUGUUGAAAAUUUUAUAAUAAAUUAUAGGAAAUUUUUUAAUGUCAGUGAUGCCGUCUUCGAACCAUAUCCUGAUCUAGGACUUGAUAUUUAUCAAUUUUUGGCAAAAUAUCACUAUCCUGUAGAAACUCAUUGGGUAAAGACCGAAGAUGGUUAUGUCCUUCGAAUGCAACGAUUAUUAGGAGGCCAAAAUGGAACGCACGCUAACACAAAACAUAAACCAGCUGUUCUUCUUAUGCAUGGUAUACUAUGUAGUGCCAUGGAUUUUGUAAAUUAUGGCCCAAAUAGAUCAAUUGCGUUGAUGCUGGCAGACGAAGGAUAUGACGUUUGGUUAGGAAAUAACAGAGGAACCACUUGGUCUAGGAUGCAUGAGACAUUGGAUCCUGAUAACGAUAGAGAAUAUUAUGAUUACAGUUUUGACGAAUGUGGUUACUACGAUUUGCCGGCAAAAAUUGACUAUAUCGUCAAUAACACUGGACAGGAAAAGAUAUUUUAUGUAGGACAUUCCCAAGGAACAUCUCAGUUUUUCGCUAUGGCAGCAUUAAGACCGGAAUAUAAUGAGAAGAUCGCUUUAAUGUCAGCCUUAGCUCCGGUUGCAUACAUGCAUCACAUAAGUUCUCAGGAUUCGAGGACUAUGAGCCAAUAUCUUGAUAUUUUGGAAUUUUUAUUGGCGGACAUUUUAAAUAUUCAUAGUCUACUGCCGUAUUCUUGGAUUUAUACAGAACUAGCCAAAUUUUAUAUUGUCUUAACCCACUUUGUACCACCAGCACAAGAAAUAGGAGCAUUAGUAGCAUUUUUCUGCUUUGGAUUUAAUAAUAGACAAUUUGACCGGCUAUUUGUACCAAAUAUAUUGUCCAAUGCACCUGCCGGAAUAUCUUUAAAAACGGCUAUACAUUAUGCACAAGAAAUCAUUUCAGGGAAAUUCAGAAGAUACGAUUAUAAAUUAGGUAAUUUAAAAAAAUAUAAGUCACUAUUCCCGCCGAACUACAAUCUGUCUGCCAUUACUGCUCCAAUUGCACUUUAUUACUCCCAAAAUGAUUAUAUCGUAGCAGUUAAGGAUGUAGAAAAGUUGGCCAAGAAGUUACCAAACGUUGUGAAGUUACAAUUAGUCGAUAGACGGUUUAAUCAUCUGGAUUACCUUUGGGCGAAAGAUGUGCACACAAUUCUCAAUGAUGAUGUGAUUGCCACUCAGAAUAAAUACAUACCAGUUGACCCACAUCCUAAGGGCUCCGCAAAUACCAUUUAUGGAAAAGCUAUUUGUUUUCAAGUGGUAACAAUGACUAUUGUUGUAUUAACAAUACUUAUAAAUAUCAUCAAAAUAUUUUUCAAAAAUACCAAUAAUUUCAAUUAUUGUUUGAUUCAGGAUAUAUUAGUUGAAAUGUUUAAAUUAAAAGUAGUAAUUUUAUUGUUGACAAUAUCCAAUGUUUUUUGUAAAAACACUACUUUGGAUGCUAUUGGAAAUUAUAUAAGAAACUAUAGGAAAUCUUUUAAUGUUAGCGAUGCCGUCUUCGAACCAUAUUCUGAUCUAGGACUUGAUAUUUAUAAAUUUUUGGCCAAAUAUAACUAUCCCGUAGAAACUCAUUGGGUAAAAACUGAAGAUGGCUAUAUCCUUCGAAUGCAACGGCUAGUAGGAGGCCAAAAUGGAACGCACGUUAACACAAAAGAUAAACCAGCUGUUCUUCUUAUGCAUGGUCUUCUAAGUAGUGCCAUGGAUUUUGUAAAUUAUGGCCCAAAUAGAUCAAUUGCAUUGAUGUUAGCAGAUGAAGGAUAUGACGUUUGGUUAGGAAAUAACAGAGGAACUACUUGGUCGAGAAUGCAUGAGACAUUGGAUCCUGAUAAUGAUGCAAAAUAUUAUGAUUACAGUUUUGACGAAUGUGGUUACUACGAUUUGCCCGCAAAAAUUGACUAUAUCGUCAAUAAGACUGGACAGGAAAAGAUAUUUUAUAUAGGACAUUCCCAGGGAACAUCUCAGUUUUUUGCUAUGGCAGCUUUAAGACCAGAAUAUAAUGAAAAAAUCGCUUUAAUGUCAGCCUUAGCUCCGGUUGCCUAUAUGAAUCACAUGAGUUCUACGAGUUUGAGGAUUGUGAGCCAAUAUCUUGAUAUCUUGAAAUUAAUAUUGGUGGACAUUUUAAAUAUUCAUAGUCUGCUGUCGCAUUCUUGGAUUUAUACAGAACUGGCCAAAUUGUAUAUUGUCAUAACCGACGUUGUACCACAAGCAAAAGAAAUCGGAGCAAUAGUAGCAUUUUUCUCUAGUGGGUUUAAUAAUAGAGAAUUUGACAGGUCAUUUGUACCAAUAAUAUUGUCUAAUGCACCUGCUGGAAUAUCUUCAAAAAUGGCUAUACAUUAUGGACAAGAAAUUAUUUCAGGGAAAUUCAGAAGAUACGAUUAUCAAUUAGGUAAUUAUGAAAAAUAUAAUUCACUUUUCCCACCGGACUACAAUUUGUCUGCCAUUACUGCACCAAUUGUACUUUAUUACUCAAAAAAUGACUAUAUGGUAGGAGUUAAGGACGUAGAAAGGUUGUCCAAGGAGUUACCCAACGUUGUGAAGUUACAAUUAGUCCAAGAUAGACGGUUUAAUCAUCUGGAUUACCUUUGGGCGAAAGAUGUGCACACAAUUCUCAAUGAUGAUGUGAUUGCCACUCAGAAUAAAUACAUACCAGUUGACCCACAACCAAAGGGCUCCGCAAAUACCAUUUAUGGAAGAAUGGCUUGUUUUCCAGUGUUAACAAUGAUUAUUGUUGUAUUAGCGAUAUAGUAGGCGAUAUUAUUUAAUACACAGUUAGAAACUA